Archocentrus centrarchus (flier cichlid) is the source of this 2636-nucleotide messenger RNA. RefSeq names its product NIN1 (RPN12) binding protein 1 homolog (gene nob1). Bases 17 to 1477 code for a protein of 486 amino acids. Gene Ontology annotation, cellular component: preribosome, small subunit precursor. Gene Ontology annotation, biological process: ribosomal small subunit biogenesis; maturation of SSU-rRNA. Gene Ontology annotation, molecular function: RNA endonuclease activity. Lineage: Eukaryota; Metazoa; Chordata; Actinopteri; Cichliformes; Cichlidae. The transcript is spliced from 10 exons. The record is from RefSeq and is a predicted model, not a curated record.
CCUUGCCGAUCGUCACAUGAAGAUGGCGGCGGCCCUGGUGGAGCAUGUUGUCGCGGAUGCGGGAGCGUUUUUGAAGAAGGCUCCUCUUCAGGAAAUCGGCAGGAACAUCUACACUCUGAAAGAUGUGGUGGACGAGAUCAGAGACAAGCCCACAAGGAGGAGUCUGGCCUUCCUGCCGUACCAGCUCCACUUCAGGGAGCCGCACCCGGAGCACAUCAGACACGUGACGGAGUUCUCCAAAAAGACCGGAGACUAUCCGAGCCUCUCAGCCACCGACAUCAAAGUCCUGGCUCUGACCUACCAGCUGGAGCUGGAGCACGUGGGCGUGCAGCACCUGAGGAAAGAGCCGGAGGUUAAGGUUAACAUUCAGAGCACACAGCGCCACCCGGAGACUCCGGUGAACGUCGCAGGGUUCCACUUACCCUCCAAGAAACCCGCAGACGGUUCGAACAUCCAGCAGACAGAAGAGAAGACGCCAAACACGACCGACGAGUUCAACAGCUUCCAGUUCUGGAGGGAGCCGCUGCCGCCCAUCGACGACGAGCUGCUGGGCUUACUGGGUCCGGCGGAGGUUUUAAAAUCGAACGCCGAAGAGAAACAAACUGUCACGCGGACAGAGUCGGACACGCGGACGAAGUCGGACAGCGACGAGUUCAACAGCUUCCACUUCUGGAGGGAGCCGCUGCCGACCUUCGACGACGCGCUGCUGGGUUUACUGAAAGAGGGCGGUGUCUCAGCACAGACAGAGGAGCGGGCGGAGCAAAGGGUGUCAGAGGACCAAUCGGAGGACGAGAACAAAGAGAACGAGCCUGAAGAUGAAGAUGACAAAGAGAAUGAUGACAGCGAUGAUGGAGGAGGAUGGAUCACUCCCAGUAACAUCAAACAAGUGAAGAUGGACUCUGCUGAUUGGACGGCUCCAGCUGAUGUCAAAGUUGGGUGUCUGACCACCGACUUCGCCAUGCAGAACGUUCUCAUUCAGAUCGGACUUCACGUCCUCUCGGUGAACGGGAUGGUGAUCAAACAGGCGAGGAACCACAUCCUGAGAUGUCACGCCUGCUUCAAGACGACGGGCGACAUGAACAAAGUUUUCUGUCCUCACUGCGGGAACAGGACUCUGAAGAAGCUGGCGGUGACGCUGAAGGAGGACGGCAGCAUGCAGAUGCAUUUCUCCAAAAACCCCAAAGUGCUGAACCCCCGAGGGCUCCGGCACUCGCUGCCUCUGCCUCAUGGGGGGAAACACUCCUCCAACCCCCACCUGGUGGAGGACCAGCGCUUCCCCCAGCAGAGGCUGUCCCGAAAGGCUCGACAGAAGACCGACGUCUUCAACCCGGACUACGUGGCCGGAGCGUCGCCGUUCUGUGAGAACGACAUCUACAGCCGAGCCGCCAACCUGCAGAUCAGAGACAGCCAGUGUGGCGCCGGCAGGCGGCGAGCCAACCCCAACGCUGCCCGCAGGAAGUUUGUCAAGAAGAAAUGAAGACGGCAGGGACUCAGAUCACGUGUUCAAAUUAAAGGACCACAUCGUCAUUUUCCAAAUCAUUCAUCUGUUCAUCGGGUCUCCAGAUAAUUAGGCACAGUCUGCAGACCACCUGCUGGUGCGUGCAUGGACACUCAGACAUCCAAGACACAAGGAUCCACUGCACUUCUAAAGGGGCGUCCACACCAGAAGAGACGAGCGGCGGCGUAGCAACGUGAAAAAUUCAGUGAUAUUCGGCGACUGCUGGCGACUCGAAGUGAGCCGAGGGAAGUGACUGCCAAUGACUGACUGGCAUAAGAUGGUAAAUACAUUAGGUUACCUAGGCAACCAACCAUCAACUACAACGCGAUGCAUGAUGAGCAGAUCACUUCCUGCGUGGACGCCCCUGAAGAAUACCAGCUCCAGUUUAUUACAGGUUGCUCAUCAUUUCUUAUGGAAAGGACCGAAGAAUAAAUUACAUUAAAGGUUAAAAAGGUUCAUUUCUGCAGAGGUCACGUCAGGUUAUGGUGGCGGCUUUCAGAAGGGUUUUCAGGUGCAGCGAGGCUCUAACACAGAAGCAUGAAUGCUGCGUUAAAAUGUCAGAAAAUGUCUCUCAUUCUCACCUCGAGUCGGUCCAUCUUUAUGAGAUGGAGAAAUAAUUUUGACUCGACGUUUUCUGUACUGUGAUGCUGAUGUCCACCGGGCCAAACAUGACCCUUCAGUGGGCUCCUUCUGGCCCCGGGGCCUCAUGUUUGACACCCCUGACUUAGAAUAACUUUGGCUCGUGGCGACCCGCACGAUGACGGAGAAUUAUUGUGCUAGAAAUCUCCACUGUUUCUAUGGUAACACAGCAUCGCUGUCUGACAGUAAGAUGACACAAAAACCGGCGCAGAGGUGGAGCAUGAGCAAAGAAACCUUUAUUUAAACAGGAAGUAAGACGCUGGGGUUCAGAAAGAUUGAGUGACCAGGCAAAGAUCAGCUGUGGGUACAUAAAUAAGCAAAAACAUCCAAAAUCCUGAACUUCAGAGCGAAAGUCUCCCAUCCAAGUACGAACCAGGCCCUGCCUCGCUUCCAAGGUGGAGAGCCUGGAGUUUAACUUCAGAUAUUCCAGACGUGGAGAUCUGCUCAGAAACUGAUGGAUGGUUUGGAAACACUGGUGGGGAACUGUGUAGUCCUUUAA